This is a messenger RNA of Sardina pilchardus (European sardine), 1426 nucleotides long. RefSeq names its product hydrogen voltage-gated channel 1 (gene hvcn1). Bases 211 to 897 code for a protein of 228 amino acids. NCBI's taxonomy places the organism in Eukaryota, Metazoa, Chordata, Actinopteri, Clupeiformes, Clupeidae. Gene Ontology annotation, molecular function: voltage-gated proton channel activity. The transcript is spliced from 6 exons. Gene Ontology annotation, cellular component: plasma membrane. The record is from RefSeq and is a predicted model, not a curated record. Gene Ontology annotation, biological process: proton transmembrane transport.
AGUUGGAGGCGGAGUUAUAGGGUCAACAUUUUCUUGAGGUAAAAAGCGAAUUUGGAUAUGAAUAUUGGUGAAUAUCUCACGAUGGCUCGUUUGUAACUGACAGAGAAUAUAUACAUUUCCUUUACAACUUGCGACGCAACUGCAAAAAGUCAUAGAGAUCUUCCCAGUAACUCACGGUGCGCCCCCUCUGCAGGCGCACUGCAGAUCAACAUGUCACGUUACCUGAAAUUCUUCACAGUCGUUGGAGACCAGGAUCAGGGUGAUGCUGCCUGGCAGGAUGAGGAGCUUCAUGAGGCCAGUGAAGACCUGGAGCCGGCCACUGGACAGCAGCUGACGCGCAUCACUUUCAGAGAUGCCUUAUGCCGUCUCUACAGCUCCGAGAGAUUUCAGAUUGCUGUGGUCUGUAUGGUUAUUCUGGAUGCUGUGUUUGUGCUCUGUGAGCUUCUUAUGGAUUUGUCCAUAAUACAAGCUGAUGCUGGCCAUGUUGCCCCACAGGUCUUCCACUACCUCAGCCUGGCAGUGCUCACCUUCUUCAUGGUGGAGCUGGCGGGGAAGAUCUACGCCUAUCGCUUGGACUUCUUCAAGCACAAGUUUGAGGUGUUUGAUGGAAUGGUGGUGGUGGUGUCCUUCAUCCUGGACAUUGUGUACAUCUCCAAAGAGGAUGCCUUCGAUGGCAUGGGUCUGCUGAUUCUGCUCAGGCUGUGGAGAGUGGGCAGGAUUAUCAAUGGUAUCCUGAUGUCUGUGAAGAAUCGUGCGAAUAACCAAGUUCAGAAACUGAAGGACAGCAACAAUCAUCUUAUUCAAAGAGUCAAUGAGCUGCAGGACAAAAAUAAAAAGAUGGAAGAAGAGAAUUCUCAACUGCGCUCACUUUUGCAACAACAUAAGAUCCAGUUUUGAUAUUUCCAGAAGCAAAAAUAAUGGAUCUAUGAAACUACGAAGCAACACAUUUAUGCACUCUAUGCUUUUGUUCUUGCUCAGCACAUGACAAAGGGAGACUUUAUGUACACAAUCAAUGUAGAAAUCAAAUGUAUUUAUGUAAUUGUGCCUCAUCAAAUAAUGGUGUUUUUCAUGAAAAUAUACAGUGAUGAAUCAGUGAACUUACAAGUCUACUUCUCUUGCGCUAAAUACAAUGACUAUUCGCAUGUUAAGGCACAAGAGUGGAUUCAUUGUAAUCAACUGUACUGUAUGUAUCAGAUUAUUUUUCGAUGCGAUUCUUAAACAAUAAUGUAUUGUAUUUUGAACUUAUUUUGUUCAAAUUGAUUUGACAUGUAACUUCCUUACAAACACAAGGUCAUGUUUAACCCACUGGGCAUUGAGAUUCGUUUGAGAACUCUACACAAGUAUUUGUAUUCUGCUUCAAGUCCAUUGUAUAUAAUUUACUCUUGCUAGAUGUCAUGCACAAUUAAAAGACAUUUGUACAUGUGUG